Messenger RNA from Anopheles aquasalis, 1751 nucleotides. RefSeq names its product zinc finger protein 436-like. NCBI's taxonomy places the organism in Eukaryota, Metazoa, Arthropoda, Insecta, Diptera, Culicidae. Gene Ontology annotation, cellular component: nucleus. Gene Ontology annotation, molecular function: DNA-binding transcription factor activity, RNA polymerase II-specific; RNA polymerase II cis-regulatory region sequence-specific DNA binding; zinc ion binding. The record is from RefSeq and is a predicted model, not a curated record. Gene Ontology annotation, biological process: regulation of DNA-templated transcription.
UUUUCUUUCGGUUCUCUGUGGUUUUUCGUGGUUUGAGAACGUAAAAUGGAUAGUUUUACGCCGAAAAUCACCACGGAAACAUGCAGAUUCUGUUUGCGUGAUGAUGGAUCUGUUUUGCGGCUCUUCGAUUGCUUCGCUGCGACAGAAAAUACUGAACUUCUGCAGACCAUCGCUGGGUGUGAAAUCACUCACGAGGAGACACACCAGAAUAUCUGCCUAAAGUGUGUGCAACAGAUGAAACUGGCAAUGGGCAUAAUUUCCGAGUUUCGCCGAGCAAACAAACUGUUUUGUAGUUUGUUAGAAAAGCUGGAUUAUACAAACCAUUGUCAGAAUGUACUGGAAGCCACACCGAUGAUAACGUUGGUGCUGGAAUCAGCAACGGACAUCGCAGAAUUGGCCGUUGAACCGAUUUGUGCCGAACCAGAGAAGGAAGAAUAUUUCCAAACAGAACAAGCCGACUGUGACGAUUCGGAUUACAAUAUACAAUCAUUGGAGAAUGCCCCCCAGAUUGAGCAAGGGUCGGAGGUCUCCCAAGAUACGCCAAAUGCCAAAGAAAAAGACCAAAUGUGCUAUAUCUGCCAUUCCUUCCGCGGUUCUCGAGUCGCAAUUAGCAAACAUUUGCGAAAUACGCAUGCCAGCGAAGGACCCUAUCGUUGCAGCCAGUGCCUGUUCGUUUUAGCUGGUGUCCAAGAGUUGAAUAAUCACUUGUGCAGCCACGAAACUCCGUUCGGAUGCUUGUUUUGCACAGAAAUGUUCCAACAACUGGACGAGUACAACGAACACCAACGAGUAUGCAACGGUUACAGCUGCUACGGUUGCCAGAACCAAUUUCCAACCUUUGCACACCUGAAGAAUCACACCGGAUGCGUGUCAUCGAAACUUCUGCGACUACGUGCGGUUAAUCGUAUGCUGAAGUAUAGAAAUGUCGCCACCUCGUUUCAGUGUGGAAUAUGCAGUGAAACGUUUUACCGCGAUAAUGUGCUCGCACGGCACCUAGAGAAAGAACAUCCCACCGCAUCGGUGCCGUUGCAUCAAUGUAAUGUUUGUCACCUCAAGUUCACCACGAUCAGUGACGCUAGGAAACAUCGGAUCUCACAUAAAAACGAUACUAUUGCGCUGCAAACCAAAAACGAGCAGGAACAAGAAUCUCCUAGAGAAGUGGACCUAGAUAGUAAGAAUGAUUGCAUUAUCUGCUGGAGUAGCUUUAAAUUUAAUCGCGAGCUGUUGCAGCACCUGGAGAUGGAGCACAAAGAUGUACGCGUGAGGCUGCACCAGUGCACCAAGUGUGACCGGAAGUUUACGAGUGAGGCUAAGCUGCAGAAGCACGACUACAACACCCACCAGGGCCGACAGCCCAAGUUUGUGUGCACCUUCUGUGGCCGUGUGUUUAACAAGCGGAUUGGGCUGCGUGAUCACGAGAGCACACACUGUGGCAAGAAGAGAUACAACUGUGAGAAAUGCAAGCGGGAAUUUAGCUACAAGAGCUCGUACGAUCGCCAUAUGCAGGUGGUACAUAGCGAUGCAAAGAAUUUCACCUGCGAGUAUUGCCAGAAGAGCUUCAAGCGGAAACCCACGUUGAAGGUGCACCUUCGACUGCACACCGGCGAGAAACCGUACCAGUGCGAGUUCUGCGUUCGCCAGUUUGUCGAUGCGUGCUCGUUUCACAAGCACAAGAAAAAGGAGCAUGGGUUGUAAUGCACCAGGUUCAAGUACAUUGGAAUUUCCCUUUGUAAUUCGUUUGAAAGAGUACA